AUGGGGUUGGGCCCCACAGAUGCGAAUUCUCUCCCAUCCUUCGGUUGGAGCAUUCUUGACACUGUGAGUGGAACUCGAUGCUGGAAGGGGUUUGUGCCGGCCGGCAUGUGGAUGGUUGUUUGGCCAUUGUUUGCGGAGCAAUUUUACAAUGAGAGGUUUAUAGUGAUGGUGUUGGGGAUUGGGGUGAGCGUAGGGGCUCGUGCGGCCAUAAGGUGGGGUGGGGAAGGGAAGGCUGAAGGGUUGGUGAAGAGAGAGGAUGUGAGGAAGAGUGUGGAGGAGGUGAUGAGCAGGAGCAGAGAAGGUGAAGAGAUGAGGAAGAGAGCAUUGGGCUUGCAGAAAAGGCCAAAAGGGCUAUUGGAGGAGAAGGUUCUUGAGGAGAAGGUUCUUCCUAUCUCGAAAUCAAAUUAUUUGUGGAAGAUGUCAAGCAAAUAA
Eucalyptus grandis is the source of this 432-nucleotide messenger RNA. RefSeq names its product anthocyanidin 3-O-glucosyltransferase 4-like. NCBI's taxonomy places the organism in Eukaryota, Viridiplantae, Streptophyta, Magnoliopsida, Myrtales, Myrtaceae. The record is from RefSeq and is a predicted model, not a curated record. Bases 1 to 432 code for a protein of 143 amino acids. The transcript has a single exon.